GCAGCGGUUUUGCUGCAGGUAUUUGGAGGCGAAGAAGAAGUGAGCGGAGCCGGAAGGACAGCGUCUGACAGAAGGACGGAGUUGAGUUGUAGUGAGCUAGCUGAAGAACGAUGCUGACUAAUAUCUCUAAUGUGCUCAGAGCCUGCGCUCAGAGAAAUGGAGCUGCAGUGGCCGUAUCAGCACGCACAUAUGCAGACUUCACAAACCAGACUACCUUUGAAAUAAAGAAAUGUGACGUCUUCAAGCUGGAUGAAGCCCCUGCCACUCAAGUAGUUAUGACGCGUGAAGAAGGUCUGCAGUACUACCGCACCAUGCAGAUCAUGAGGCGUAUGGAGCUGAAGGCAGAUCAGCUUUAUAAGCAAAAGAUCAUCAGAGGAUUCUGCCACUUGUAUGAUGGCCAGGAAGCUUGUGCCGUUGGCAUUGAGGCAUCAAUUAAUCGGACCGAUCACCUGAUCACUGCGUAUCGUGCACACGGCUACACUUACACCAGAGGGGGAACUGUGAAGGAGAUCAUGGCUGAACUCACUGGCAGAAGAGGCGGUAUUGCAAAGGGCAAGGGAGGCUCGAUGCACAUGUACUGUAAAAACUUUUAUGGAGGAAAUGGAAUUGUUGGAGCUCAGGUCCCCCUGGGUGCUGGUGUGGCUCUGGCCUGCAAGUUUCAGGGAAACAACGAGCUGUGUGUCUGCCUCUAUGGUGAUGGUGCUGCAAACCAGGGCCAGAUUUUUGAAACCUACAAUAUGGCAGCACUGUGGAAGUUGCCUGUCAUUUUUAUCUGCGAGAAUAACAGGUAUGGCAUGGGCACAUCAGUGGAGCGGGCUGCAGCCAGCACAGACUACUUCAAGAGAGGAGAAUUCAUUCCUGGUCUCAGGGUGGAUGGAAUGGAUAUUCUUUGUGUUCGGGAAGCAACCAGGUUCGCAGCUGAUCAUUGCCGAUCUGGAAAGGGUCCAAUUCUCAUGGAGCUUCAGACGUACCGCUAUCACGGACAUAGUAUGAGCGAUCCUGGUGUCAGUUACCGCACACGUGAGGAGAUCCAGGAGGUCCGCAGUAAGAGCGACCCCAUCUCAUUGCUGAAGGACCGCAUGCUCAGCAACAAUAUGGCCAGCGUGGAGGAGCUCAAGGACAUCGAUGUUGAGGUGAGGAAGCAGAUUGAAGAUGCUGCUCAGUUUGCCACCACGGAUCCUGAACCACCACUAGAGGAAUUGUGCAACCACAUCUUUCACAACAACCCACCAUUAGAGGUGCGAGGCACAAACCCAUGGGCUAAGCUAAAGUCUCUUAGUUAAGCAUUUUAUUUCCUAACGUCAAUGACCCUGUAAAAUAUUAACCCCACUCGGCCGUGAGAAGAUACACACUCAUUGUGUAAUGAACCAUAAACCAGUGCCUCAGACCCAGAACUUAAAGCUUCAUCAAGUAAAUUAGUGUCAGUGUUUUACUCUUGAACAGCAGUGGACAUAUUUAAAUAAGAUUAGAUUAUUCACAAAGAUUAACAUGAACAAUCAGUUUCAUUAUUCCCUCAUCGUUACAUAAAUAAGAAUCUUUCACAGCCCAUACUUCUACCUUCAGUGCUACAUAAAAAAUAGAGGAAACACCAAACCUUUGAAUGCAUUUUCUAUUGUUGUGCAAUGAUGCCACAUUUUAAAGAAACUAUAUUUUGUUGUAAGAUGAUUUUAUGUUCAGAUCAGUUAUCUUCAUUGGUGAACUAAAAUUUUAUCUCGUAAACGUUUGAAAGCUGCUGUACAUGAAGGUUUCACAUGUCCCGAUAUUGGACAUGUGAAACUUUUCCUAAGUGAAUUUAUUUUGCUGAUGCUAAACUUACUUGUUUGUUGUUUGCUGGGUCACUUUUGGGGUAAUAUUAGAAUCAUCAUCCAGCACUUCACUGAAGAAAUAUGUCAACCAUGGGUUUUGUGCUCCUUACACUCUAGAUCAAUUCAGUUGGGUUUUUUUUGUUUAACACUUUGUUACAAAGACGUCAUAAAGGGCAGCAGUGUUGUCAUCUCCUGUUGUUACUUAUGAGAAAGUAAAGAAUAUAAAAGGAACAGUUCAUUUAAAUUAUUCUUUCCAAACCAAACACGUGCCUGAUCUGGUGUUGGUCCUCAAGCACCCCUGCCCUGCUCAUGGGUCCAGGAGUCCUAAUGGUUUGGACUUGACCACCUCUUUUAUACACCGAUUUUGUCAUUUGUGUCACACUACAAGCUGAGCAGGAGAUGUGUGAGGACUAGUCAUGUAUUUACGUAUUUGUAAGGAUAUUUAUGGUCCUUAAUAUUUACAUUCAAAUGCUACAUGUCUAUUAAACGGCGGGUAAAUAAACAUGACGACUAAGUCUGAAUGCACCUUUCACACAGAAAAAUAAAAUACUGGGUUGAAUGUUAAGUAUUUCUAGUUCACCUCCACCAAUGUGUAAUCAUCUGUAAGUUCUGCUGGAUUGUUUUGUGAUAUUUUCACAUAUGGGCAGUGGUACAUUAACAUUAUAUUUGCGGGGUACAUACAGUAGACAUUUUGAAUUUCAGGCCAAACAUUUUUUGUGAAGAAGAAAAAGCAACCGGUCUCUACAGUCCAUGUUACUACCCCUUUGACGGGUACGGGAAGGGACAAGAUUCUUUUAUUUUACUGUAUGUGUAAAGUCAAUGUUAGAUUGCUGCAUUGGCUUGGUACAAUGGAGAUGAUGCCUUUGGUGUUAGUAUUUGCUGAGUAAACUGUUACAUUAGGAGCAGCAGAUGUCCAAAAGAAAUGUAAGAAACAGUGUGGGAGCCACAGUAAUAAAAGACUGUAAAAUGUUA
Molecule: messenger RNA, 2777 nt
Organism: Betta splendens (Siamese fighting fish)
Lineage: Eukaryota; Metazoa; Chordata; Actinopteri; Anabantiformes; Osphronemidae
Gene: pdha1a
Product: pyruvate dehydrogenase E1 subunit alpha 1a
Exons: 11
Coding region: 111-1283 (390 amino acids)
Biological process (GO): pyruvate decarboxylation to acetyl-CoA
Cellular component (GO): intracellular membrane-bounded organelle
Molecular function (GO): pyruvate dehydrogenase (acetyl-transferring) activity
Source: RefSeq, a predicted model, not a curated record